GUACAUUAAGUUGCAUAAGCUAGUUGUUUUCUGAAUGCAAUUACGUAAAUAAUCAGCGUAUCCAGGCAAACAAUGGAAUUCGAAAACAGAGAGACUUGAACAGUGAAAGAAAGAAACUGCAAACAUAGACGUGUUAUCUUAUCAGAUCAAAUAAUUAAUCAUCGUAGCAUUAUUGUGUUAGGCAAAAGUAGCCACGUUACCAUCGGUCUGUUCUUUUGUUCCAUUGUCCACCACCACCACCCACAACAACAGUUCAACAGUCUAUCCUUCUUCAAUUCGUUAACGCAGAGGUACGUUUGAAAGGAGAUAGCCUACAUAACCUAUAGUGUGUCAAAUUCGUCAGCUGGUGGAGGAUUCAGUCAGUAUGGUGAUAUAGCAUCGGCGAUAGGUCGCAGACAGCGAGAAUCCUUUUAGUCGUGAAGAAACGACGACGAUCAAGGCCGGAAUUCACGAACUUCUUGCAACAUAGCACAUCGGUUUCUUGAAUGGCGGAAAUAACGAAGAUGACGCUUGUUGUAAGGGAUAUUCCGUUGGGAGUGCGCUUCUUGAGGGUUCUCAGCAAAAAGUGCUGCCCGCUGCUCCACUUCAACAGAGAGGUUUGCUAUCGAAGUAGCGUCCUGCUGCUUACCUACAUAUCGUACAUGUGCUACCAUCUGUCCAGGAAGCCGAUCUCGGUGGUGAAACCGGUGCUGCACCACAGCAGCGACCACAACUCGACGAUGAGUGACUGGGCACCCUUCGAUGGAUCAGACGCCGAUGCCGCCACUCUCCUGGGUACCCUGGACUCGGCCUUUCUAUUCGCCUACGCUUUUGCAAUGUUCGCUUCCGGUUUUGUCGCGGAGCGCGUUAACCUCCGGUACUUCCUUUCGCUUGGCAUGCUCUUCUCCGGUGUCGCCUCCUAUCUCUUUGGCAUCGCCAGAAGCUACGAUAUCCACAGCAUGACUUACUUCAUCGUGGUGCAGAUCUUCGGUGGUAUCUGUCAGACAACGGGAUGGCCGGGUGUAGUUACCGUCGUCGGAAAAUGGUUCGGAAAGGGCAAACGCGGCUUGAUCUUCGGAAUUUGGAAUUCUCAUACCAGCAUCGGCAAUAUUUUAGGUUCUCUGAUUGCCUCCAAAUACGUAGAAACAGAUUGGUCGAAUUGCUUCAUAGUACCUGGACUCAUCAUGGGCUUUGUCGGCUUCAUACUAUAUCUAUUCUUAGUGGUAAAUCCUAUGGACGUUGGUCUUCAAACACCAGACGCCCCAGAAAAUAAUAAACGAAACUAUAGGAGAUUGGAGGAUCAAGUUGCCAAUGUCGAAUCGCCAUAUGAAGAUAAUAACUCCGAUGUAGACGAUACAGAAAUAUUGAUUGGCGAUCAGGAAGUACAGAGGCGAGUGAAUGAACGCAGUUACCUUCUGAGAAAUCAGAGUAACAGCGAGGAGGAAGCAGCCAUCGGUUUUGUAGACGCGUGCAAGAUACCAGGCGUUAUAGAAUUCUCACUUUCGUUAUUCUUCAGCAAGUUGGUGAGUUACACGUUCUUGUAUUGGCUCCCACUUUAUUUGGCGAAUUCCAAAAAUAUCACUGCCAAAGACAGUGCAGAAAUGUCGACAUUGUUCGACGUUGGUGGAAUAGUUGGAGCCAUCGCGGCCGGCUUGAUAAGUGAUUACAGUGGAAUGUCCGCUUCUACGUGCGUUGGAAUGCUUAUGAUGGCAGCACCUAUGAUGUUCAUCUACCAACAUUUUGCUUCGAUAAGCAUGAACAUAAACAUGUUCCUGUUAAUCUUAGUAGGAAUUUUGGUGAAUGGACCGUACGCCUUAAUCACGACUGCGGUUUCAGCAGAACUAGGAACACAUUCCAGCCUGAGAGGAAACUCCAAAGCUUUGGCUACUGUCACUGCUAUAAUCGAUGGUACAGGUUCCAUCGGAGCCGGCGUCGGACCAUUCCUAGCCGGUCUAGUAUACAGCUACGGCUGGAACAACGUAUUCUACAUGCUGAUAGCCUCGGACAUCAUAGCCCUAGUAUUAUUGCUCCGAUUAGUUAAACAGGAGAUUAGCAAAUACAAGCAGCAUCGACGAGAGAAUCGGAUUGGUACCGUGCAAGGAAUAUUUGCAAAAUUUUAUGACAAUUGAACUCAAAGUGGCGUAAGAUGGGAUUUUAUUUUUUUAAAAACGUUUUUAUUUAUUUUUGCGUUCUCCACAAAAAAUGUACCAAAUAAAUUGACCAACAUUUUACGUUAUUCAAA
Messenger RNA from Nicrophorus vespilloides, 2221 nucleotides. It is a transcript of the gene MFS16, whose product is annotated as glucose-6-phosphate exchanger SLC37A2. Gene Ontology annotation, molecular function: transmembrane transporter activity. Bases 486 to 2108 code for a protein of 540 amino acids. Gene Ontology annotation, biological process: transmembrane transport. The transcript has 11 exons. Lineage: Eukaryota; Metazoa; Arthropoda; Insecta; Coleoptera; Silphidae. Gene Ontology annotation, cellular component: membrane. The record is from RefSeq and is a predicted model, not a curated record.